UUUCCAUGGAAACAUUCAUUGAUCUCAGGGCAGCGCCAUCAUGACACUAAUUAGCUUAUUGAGCAACACCUGUUCCAGCCUGAAUUCACUCCCUACUUAUGCCCUCAUGUUUCUCUGUUUCUUCACCAGAUGAUUAUAUCAAGUUGAGUACUAACCUCGCUCUCUUUGUUUAUCUGGUCCUGUCUUGUCACUGUGUUGGUUGCCCGCAUUGUUCGUGUUGUGGUUUGCCUUCCAGUCUUUGCUGAGUUUCAGCCUGACAAUCCACGGAGGAAUUCCAGUCUAUGCCCGCGUGCCAGGGAUCUACACUUCUGCUAUUAUUGCAUUGUCUGCUGGACAUCACUCACAUUACCUAACUUCUAACAAGGAUUCUUCCAAACUUCUCCUGACUUCCACGACACACAUACUCCGCUGGUGAACUCACUAAUCAUUACUCACUGCACGGUGGCGCAUGAUUGACUUUCUGCAUAUUAUUGUGAAUAUAUAUUUUUGUUUGUCACUUUUAGUCUUUUCUCACUCUUUGAUUUUCUCACUUAUUUUUGAAAAGCAUGUAAUAAGGUAAAGUCAAUCACUCAACCUUCAGAAAGUUGCUUGAGCAUUUCAUUGAUGCACAUAUUUUCACUGGAUCUGUUGCUAUUUUUAUUAAAAUGUCUAAAAACAAAGUGAUUUAAAUUUUAAAUGCAAUACCUGCAUGUGGUGUAAAACAUGGAGAGCUUUUAAUUUUCUAGUAAUUGCAUGUGUAACCGGUUCUGGUCGCUCCUAACAGGACUCGAACUCUAAUAAGGAGGCUAAAGGCUAUAGCCCCUAGCGUCAGUCUUCAGCUGGCCACAUAUUUUUUUCCAUGUUGUUGUUUUAUCAUUGUCACAAUCUUCUCUUCACAUGUGACUUUCAUUCUCACUCUGUUUUCACAGUUUUUCUGUUUGUGUUUGUUUCCAUGAACUCAGAACAUGUUGUGUUAGCAGAUCUGAUGCAGCAGUUUCACUUCUUUAACAUCCUGAUACUGAGAGAGUUUAAGAGACUGUUGUGCUUCAGACCUCCUUUAGAGGAGAAAUUAACAUGUUUUAAAUCUUAUUGUGAAUCACAGACAGUCUGAAUUUUAUUCACUGCAGAGUCACUUUUGUGUCUGAUUCAGUCGACAUGAUUUGCAUGUGUGUGUUUAGAUGUUCAAGUCUUUACUCAAAUUAAAGAGGAACAUCUUCAACAGAUUGAAUGCACCAAAAGAGAAGUUAAAUAUCUUAUUUUGUGUUCUGCAUGCAUUGGUCUGUAGACUCUUGUCUUUCUUCCCUUUUAUUUCUGUCUCUGAAGUGUGAAAUGACGUUUGAACACAGGAAGGGUUUGGUUUAGACAGACCGCACAGUUUAAACAGUUCCUUAAAGUGACAGUAUGGAGUCCAGUGUGCUGCCUCUUAUACUCUUGCUGAUGUCUAACAGCUAUUCUGCACAAAGACCAGAUAAACCUGUUCUGACUGUAAAUCCUGAAACAUCACCGAUAUUCAGAGGAGAGACUGUCACUCUCACAUGUGACAUACAGGGGACACGAGUGACCUGGACAUACAGAUUUCAGUGUGAUGGUGUUUGUAGUGUUUAUCAAGACUCUAAUGACAAAGAGAUCAAGUUUACUGCAAUGUACAGCGGAUACAGCAGAAGAUGCAUGUGUUACGCUAUCGGCUCAUUUACACAAUUCAGCACUUCCUGGAGUAAUGAAGUGUCAUUUACUGUCAUCGAGAGACCAAAACCUGAAGUGCGUGUAAAUCCAGAUCAUCAUGUGUUCAGAGGAGAGACAGUCACUCUCACAUGUGACAUACAGACACAAACACACACUGAGUGGAGAUACAGCUGGAUUAAAGAUGAUUCAGUCAAUCCAGUCAACUCUGAAUCCAGUGAUGCUGCAGGAACUAAAACAAUCAGAUCAGUGAAAGUCUCUGAUGGAGGACAGUACAGAUGCAGUGCACAAAGAGGAAACUACGACACACAGUUCAGUAACACAGUUCAAGUAACAGUUGAAGACUCAAAGCUCAAUCCUGAACUCACAUCAGAUACUGCAGGAGCUGCACUGACAGGAAACACGGUGACUCUGAUCUGUCACAUGACUCAGACCGCUGGAUGGGACUUUUACUGGUACAAACACACACAGAACUCUGAGAAAAACAAGACAGAAACAAACUCCUACAGAGUCCAUAUUGAUUCAGUGUCUGAUGGAGGUCAGUACUGGUGUAGAGCUGGAAGAGGAGAACCAGUUUACUACACAAACUACAGUGAUGCAUUGUGGGUCAGUGUCACAGGUUCUUCUUCUCAUCCGGUGAUUUGGGUGGUUGCGGGUCUGAGUGUCGCCGUGUUACUCCUCAUCUCACUGAUCCUGCUGUGGAGAUACAAACACAACAAAGAUCAGCAGUGUAUCAACCAACAGACAUCAGUUCAGAAUCAGAGGACACGACCUGGAGAAUCCCCGACAGAAAACUGUCCUCUACAGUCUGGUUGUGAUCCCAUUUAUGAUGAAGUGGAAACAAACUAUAAGAAGAGCACAGGGGCAUCAGCAGAUGAGGUCACAUAUUCAGAGCUCACUAUUAAAAACAAGAUAUCUGUGGAUAAAGAUGCUGGAAAAAGAGAUGUUUUAAUUGAGAUGAAAACUGAGGACAAUCAAAGAGGGAAAAGCAGUGAGUGUGAAGACACUGUUUACUCUGAUCUGAAGCAGAACACAGACAGAGGUGGCAGUGCUGGAGUCGAUGCAACUUAUGCUCAAGUUUUUAAUCACCGAAAGAAAAAAACCUGCAAGAAUUGAUCAAGUUUAUUUUAAAAUACACACAUUUACAUGUAGAAGAAACGCUGAAAUCAAUCAAUGAUCAGAUCAUUAAUUAAAAAAGACACCUGACAAGACAAAACUGGAUUUCCAUGAGAUUUUGAGAUGUGUUUUAUCCAGUCUUGACGUCAACAUGUAAUGAGAGAAUGCCGUUAAAUGCAUUUACAUGCAAAAGUUCUGAUCAUGUUUCUUGUAUUUUGUGUCGGGAAGUUUGUACACAAACCUUCUGCUUUUAUAAUGCGCUUAUUUUAAAUGUGUGUUUAAUAGUGCAACAUUUAUUGUAGUUGGGACACUUUCUUGUUUAAGUUCAGAAUUUGCUCUUUCAUGUAAAUUGUAAAAUAACUCUUACAUUAUAAACCUGCGUAUGUGUGUUUCUAUAAUGUCAGUGUAACUAUAUUCACCUUUAAAUUAAUUAAUUACAUUUUCUGUCUGUUCUGCAGCGCCUCAAAGUUACAAGAAUCACUUUAACUUUAAUAUCAGUAAUAUUUUCAUCAGUUAAACACAGUCUUCAUGUCUGUGUCGAAGAUGUGCCCGAAUUUAUGAGGAUUUUGCCAAGAGAAUAAGACUUUUAUUUAAGAUUUAUUUUUCAUGUUUUUGGAUCAGUUGAUUGUUUUUGUUUGAAGUUUCUCAGAUUUUCUGUCAUUUUGACGUUAAAUAAAAACAAAUCUGAUGUUCUUCUCAUGAGCAUUUAUCACACUUAAAAUAGUGGGACCAUUUUUAACCCUGGGUUAAUAUAAUCUGGGGUUAUAUUGUUUUCUAUUGUUAUUGCCUUUAUUGUCCAGAAGAUGGUGUCAAUGUAUCAGCUUUGAGUUUCUGAACCGCUUUAAACUGUUUAUGAAAAGUUUAAUAUUCAGAACUGUGUAAAAGUUUUAGACAUUUCUGGAAAAUGCUG
Messenger RNA from Xyrauchen texanus (razorback sucker), 3685 nucleotides. RefSeq names its product Fc receptor-like protein 5. Gene Ontology annotation, biological process: cell surface receptor signaling pathway. The transcript has 12 exons. Gene Ontology annotation, molecular function: transmembrane signaling receptor activity. Lineage: Eukaryota; Metazoa; Chordata; Actinopteri; Cypriniformes; Catostomidae. The record is from RefSeq and is a predicted model, not a curated record. Bases 1381 to 2775 code for a protein of 464 amino acids.